AUGGUAAAAGAUAUGGAUUUAAAACCUAUUCAUCCGGGGGAAAUAUUAAAAAGUGAGUUUUUGGAGCCUUUACAUUUGAAAGAGGAAAGGUUAGCCCAAGAUAUUCAAGUCCAACCAGCAAUAGUUCACCAAUUAAUUCAAGGUCGAGAGAAGAUGACGGCAGAUUUGGCUUAUCGACUUUAUUUUUACUUUGGAGUUAGUGCUGAAUACUGGUUAAAUUUUCAAAAAAAUUAUGACUUGGCAACUUAUCAAGAAUUAGCGGAAAAGGAAAUUAGAAAGCAAAUUCAGCCUUAUCCAAGAGAGGAAAAGCAUUUAUAG
This is a messenger RNA of Funneliformis geosporum, 318 nucleotides long. The record is from the annotation of a GenBank genome assembly. NCBI's taxonomy places the organism in Eukaryota, Fungi, Glomeromycota, Glomeromycetes, Glomerales, Glomeraceae.